Messenger RNA from Topomyia yanbarensis, 2026 nucleotides. RefSeq names its product dynactin subunit 2-like. Bases 329 to 1474 code for a protein of 381 amino acids. Gene Ontology annotation, biological process: mitotic spindle organization. The transcript has 3 exons. The record is from RefSeq and is a predicted model, not a curated record. Lineage: Eukaryota; Metazoa; Arthropoda; Insecta; Diptera; Culicidae. Gene Ontology annotation, cellular component: centrosome; dynactin complex; cytoplasm.
GCACCUUACAAUCACGAUUGAGCUAAAUUCUGACGAAAAUUCAAAUUUCUUUUUUGAUAGAAGUACAAUACUUAUCUCCUCCAACUCAGGCAUGAGUAAUGUUUAUUUACAUUGCACGAUUGGUCUGCUCAAUAAGGUAUUUUUGGCUUCACACUAUUCGUCUCUUUCCCUAUUCUCUUUGGUCAAAUCAAUAUUUGGAAUGCAAAAGUUUUCUUUGGCUGAUGUCACUACUCCGUUUUCGUUAAAUUAUUUGAUUGCAAACACCGCUUUUCAUCGUUAAUUUGGGUGAAACCAACAAUUAAAAACAAUCAUUGUUACAAUAAGCGUGAUGGCCGAUCCGAAAUUUCAAUUUCUGCCGUAUAUUGCUCACGAUCAACCCGAUGUCUACGAGACUCCGGAUGUCGCGGAAUCAGAGACAUCCGAUUUUUACGAAGAAGAACCAUCGAAUGAAAGUAUCGAACGUUUACAUAUUUCCACCAAGGAUUCGUACAACAAAUUCAAGGGAAAAUACCUUACUGGAGAUGUUGACUUCAGCGAUAGAAUUGGAAAAAGAUUUCGCAUCGGGUAUGACGCUCACAGUGGAGAGUGGGAUCUGGCUGGUGAAGGCGAAAAAGAAACUCCGAUACAAAAAUGUCUACGACUCCAAUGCGAGAUGAAUGAACUAAUGGACGAGAUUGCUACAUCCCAAGCGGAUGGCAGCAAAAGCAAGGAAGAGAAAGCCUCUUAUGAGGUGGUGUUUGAAGUAGUUGGUACAGCCAAGAAAGUCCUUGAAGGUUUAAAGCUGGAACAGGCGAUUGGAAGCGAAUCUGUUAAUACAGGAGCGGACAGUGAGGCGAAGACUCUACUGAAGAAGAUCGAAGAUUAUAAAAAGUCUGGCGGAGGAGAUCCUGGUAAGACAGUAACCGAACUUGUUCAUAGUUCAAGAAUCGCCGAACUAGAACUUCGUUUGCACAAGCUUGAAGUAGCUGUAGGAGCGAAGCCCGAAAAAAUAAGUCGUCUAGCUGGAUCGACAGGAGCGGGCAACUUGAUAGAAGCAGUACAGUCUAUUUCAGCAAAGGCUGCAUUGUUGCAACCUCAGCAGCUGGAUUUGAUUGAGGCUCGGUUGGGUAAUUUGGUUCAAAAAAUGGAACAGAUACAGGAGAAAUCUUCUGCGACUGGACAAGAUGCUAACAGGGAACAAAAAAUUUUGGAGCUACAUGAAAUCGCGAAGACUACGGAACCGAUUGUGCAAAUUCUUCCCGAUAUGUUAAACCGUAUGCAAACGCUGGAGUCGCUACAUAAAUAUGCAACCAACUUUAGUAAGCUGUUUGCCGAAUUGGAAACAACACAAUCCAGUAUUCUGAACGGAAUUGCUGGCAAUAAAUCGUUACUCACUGGGGUUCAGGAAGCCUUUGCCCAAAAUCUCGAAAAUGUUAACAGCGAGGUGAAGAAGUUGGAAGAGCGAAUGAAAACACUUCAAGAGAAGGUUAAGUGAGGGGAUUUAAAAGAGCAAAUCUAGAGAAAAUUUUCAAUAGGACGUAAGUAACAUUGAGAGCCUCUCUUUGUUUACUUCCUCUUUCGUUUAUUACGACGUCAUUACAACACUUUGCACUAAUUUUCCAAUACAUAUCGAAAGCCGACGGUUUUUACUAGAAUAUUAUGCAAAGAGUAGAGUAGUAAAUGUUGAUAUGGCCGAGUAAUGAACAGAAGAGAAAGACCCCAAAGAGAAUCUCUCAUUGUUACUUACGUCCUAUUGAAAAUUUUCUCUAGAAAUCAUUCUCGCGUGUAACUCAACAAGUAGAGGUAAUCGCAGUCUUAACAUGAUGUAGUCUGAAAAUCUCUGUAUGUUUCCAGAAAUUAUCUAAGACGAGACUCGCGGAUGCGAAAAAACUACGACAAAUGCAGACAGGGGGAACAGAAUGACAGACUGCGAGACGAAAACUAAAAUGAACAGAAGAAAAGAAAACAUCUAUUCGCGAGUCUCGUCACAAAAAAUAUCUAUUAUAUUCAGCAUAAUGCAUAUUUAUUACUAACGAUAUUCACGAAA